AUGAGCUCGCAUGAGCUUACCGCAAUGCCCAUUCAACAGAGUUCGGACAACACUGUCGAGCAAGUCUCGAACGAGACCAGAACGACGCCUGUGCCACCAGACUACAAGCCAAAUGCUCGUCCUGCAGUCUUUCGCACAACGAUCCACGAAGUCCUGUUUGUCUUUAUUGCAACAAUGGGUGUGGCGAUGCCGAGCUUGCUUCAAGGCUGUACGAUCAUCAUCUCCUCAUCCGUCAAGAGGGACUUAUCAAUGAGCACAACCGAGAUCACUUGGAUGACAGCAUCUUCAGCUUUGACCUCGGGCUCCUUCCUGCUUUUCUUCGGCAAACUCGCAGACAUGUUUGGGCGACGUAGCAUGUUCCUCGCCAGCCUGUUUCUGUUCUCUGCGUUCGCGCUCGGGACCGGCUUCUCACAAGAUGCGCUGACGCUUAUCAUCCUCAAUGGAGUGAUGGGGUUGAUGUGUGCAUUGGCCGUUCCCCCGUGUCAGGGUAUACUAGGUAGCAUCUAUGAGAAGCCAUCCAGGAGAAAGAACCUUGCCUUUGCCAGCUUCAGUGCAGGAAAUCCAUUGGGUUUUGUCUUUGGUACCAUUUUCUCGGGUAUCGCAACACAACUUUUCGGCUGGCGCGCACCAUUUUGGCUUCUUGCAAUCAUCUACCUGGUUGUAGCCAUCAUAGCUGGUUUCACAGUUCCGGUGGACGACAGUGAUAAACUGCCACUCACUGUCGAUUCCUUCAAACAGUUUGAUGUCAUUGGGGCCGCUUUGAUCAUAGGAGGCAUCGGUCUCUUCUCCACUGCCCUCAGCGCUGGGCCAGAUGCCGCACAAGGCUUUAAAUCCACAUACAUACUAGUGUUCCUCAUACUCGGUGUUGUGUUGAUCGUCGCGUUCAUACUAUGGGAGACACGUUUCCCAUUCCCGCUGAUGCCGAUGAAUGUGUGGCGCGACCGGGAGUUCUGCUUGAUCAUGGUGGUUUUAGUGCCUGGUUUCCUCGUCUUUCCGCCGAUGACAUUUUUCAUCGCGCUGUAUCUGCAGGAGCUGUUCCACUACUCGGCACUGCUGACAGCGGUUCAUAUGCUUCCCAUGGCUGUAAGCGGCAUCAUAAUCAACGUGGUAGCUGGACUCAUCUUGCAUCGAGUCUCCAACAAGAUUUUAAUGGGCAUAGGCACGUUGGCAUACACUAUAGCCUCAAUAUUAGUUGCCGUACAGCGCUCAGGGGACUCAUAUUGGGCCUUUACGUUUCCUUCCCUCGUCAUCAUUGUGGUCGGAGCUGAUUUCCAUUUCAACGUUGCUAAUAUGUACGUUCUCUCUUCCUUGCCCAAGGCUCAGCAAUCUAUUGCAGCCUCAAUCUUUCAAACCAUUACCAAGCUCGCUGUCACAGUUGGUUUUGGUGUAGAGACGGCAGUUUUCAACAGUGUGGUUGCAGACCCGGCAUCGACCGGCUAUUACGAUAAUGAUCCUUACGAGCCAUUCGCAGCGGUAUUCUGGGCAGCUGCGGUUACAACAUUUCUUAGUUUGUUUGCAGUGCCUUUUCUUCGGAUAAAGACACAAGGGAAUCAUGACUGA
Alternaria burnsii is the source of this 1560-nucleotide messenger RNA. RefSeq lists its product as uncharacterized. The coding region runs from base 1 to 1560 and encodes 519 amino acids. The record is from RefSeq and is a predicted model, not a curated record. NCBI's taxonomy places the organism in Eukaryota, Fungi, Ascomycota, Dothideomycetes, Pleosporales, Pleosporaceae. Gene Ontology annotation, cellular component: membrane. The transcript has 6 exons. Gene Ontology annotation, molecular function: transmembrane transporter activity. Gene Ontology annotation, biological process: transmembrane transport.